Molecule: messenger RNA, 1088 nt
Organism: Gloeophyllum trabeum ATCC 11539
Lineage: Eukaryota; Fungi; Basidiomycota; Agaricomycetes; Gloeophyllales; Gloeophyllaceae
Product: NAD P-binding protein
Exons: 6
Coding region: 15-1061 (348 amino acids)
Source: RefSeq, a predicted model, not a curated record
GUCAAGUUCAAGUCAUGGGACAGGUCGAUAUGCUCAAGGAGAUCCUCCGCCACCGUGCGGGGGCUCCUCCUCUCGCUGUUAAGGCCGAUCUUUCUGGUAAAACGGUCAUUGUCGUAGGUGCCAAUACAGGGAUUGGUCUGGAAGCAGCCAAACAUUUCGUGAACAUGAACGCCUCCCGGGUAAUCCUUGCCUGCCGGAAUGAGGAAAAAGGCAGAAGAGCUGUGGCAGCGGUGGAAAGCGCGACCGGAAAAAAGACCGCAGAACUCUGGAUGAUCGAUCUGGCUCGAUUUUCCUCUGUGGUUGAAUUCGCGGAGAAGUGGGAGAAAGACGGGGGCCGCCUUGAUUACCUCGUCAUGAACGCUGCCAAAGCGACCUUCACGUACACGAAGGAGGAAGGGUGGGAGUCGACACUGCACGUCAAUCACCUAUCCACAGUUCUGUGCUCUUUGCUCCUUCUACCUUCACUUUUGAAGACGGCCUCGGAACAUUCUGUCCAGACCAGAUUAGUGGUCGUGGCCAGCGGCGUUCACUACUGGAUGGAUCUCAACGAGUCUAUAAGGCAGUCGCCCAGCAUCCUGGAGAAGUUAAGUGAAGAAGGGGUUCUGCAAGGACAGCAACUAUAUGUGACAUCGAAACUGCUCAAUGUCCUCUUUGUCAGAGCACUGAAUGCACGCCUUCCACCGGCAUCUCCCUUGAUCGUCACCGCAAUCGACCCUGGAUACUGCGACUCAGAGCUCCGCCAUGAAGCCGAGGACUACCCGCCUCCGUCCGUCGAGCACAAUGGGGAGCGAAUCGAGCUGGUGACUAUUACGAGUGAGGAGGGCUCCCGUCAAAUUCUGUACGGCGCUCUAGGACCACCGGGAGCAGUUGAAGAUCCGUCAGCCGUAGACAAGAUUAAAGGCGGAUAUGUGUCUUGGAAUGAAAUCGUGGAGCCAAGUGAUUUCGUCCUGAGCGACGCUGGAAAGGAAAGCGGGGACCGCAUAUGGGAUGAAACUGUCCAGGUGUUGAAUAAAGUGACUCCGAAAGUUGGUAAAAUUGUGGAGCGAUAUCUCAAGGCUUAAUGAGGAUUAUAAGCAUGUAGUACGCCU